AUGGAACAUAGAAGAUUGCGCAAAGGGCCGCUGCCUGGAGGUCGUCAGGGCGCGUCUGGAGCUGGCGCUGGACGCGACAGCAUGCGAACCGCCAGCCGAGCGCGAGGUGCUGCACGACCACCCAGCAGCCCCUCGCAUCCAUCAUCCCCACCAGCUUGCUUGGUGUCGGCAGGGUCUUCGCAGGCCCAGCAAUCGGCACCCGCCACUGGUGGAGUACGCCGCAUGCGAUGGACCAUCAAUAUGAAUUCAAACGCAUUGCGGGCGUAUUUUAGGGCGAAAGGGGGAGAAAUUGGAGGUUUCGCGUAUCGGGCUAGGAUGCAUCGUCUUUUUACUGAGCUGGAGCCAUCUAUUACUGUCACCGAGCAAAACCUGGCAGACCGAGUUCGGUAUAUCUUACGCUCAAAUAUAUUUGAUGGCGCCGAACUCGAACGGCUACGACGUGAGGCUGUUCCCUCAUCAAAUGAAAACGCUACGGCUGAGGGUGCGGUGCCACAAGUUGCAGAACAACCCGCACACGUGGAUGCCGCCGAGAAUACCCCAGUGGUUGCUGAUUCAAAUGAUGAUGGAACAUUCACCCAGGAACUAGAAAUAGAGCAAAUGAGGAGUACAUUGGAAGAGGCGAUUAUGGAAACGCGCAGUACGCCUCUCGAAAAUCGACCGCGACUUCCCCGCAUAGCCCUAAGCAAGCGGAAUCGGGCUGUCGUGAGGGCUCUGAACCCAAUGCUGGUGACCUAUUUGGAAGCCAGCCGGGACCUUUGCGAGACGGACUCAAUUCUCUUUGGCGCCGCACUGGCAGUCUGCCGUAUUAUAGGCGCCAAACUUUCCACGGCUGGACGCACUACUGGACAAAGUAGUGCUAUCCCAGCCUGGAGAACAAGAAUUGAAGAACGUAUCGCAAAGACUAGGGCCCUCAUCGGCAGACUGAUAUGCUUCAGGUCAGGCAAUACCAGGCCAAGGAUUGUGCGCACCGUCAGGAUGGCGUUUGCUGGGACAAAUGUUAGUUUGUCCCAGCCGGAUAUAAUGCAAAAACUGACGGAGCGCAUAGACGACCUGAAGCAGAGAAUCGCUGCUUGGGGAAAGCGAAUUCGGCGAUAUACCGAGAGGUCGACACGGUUCAACCAGAAUCGUCUCUUCCAGAGUGAUCAGAAGAGGCUCUAUAAAUCAUUGGAGCGACCAAUGGUAAGUGGAACGGGCCCAGUACCGAAUCAGGCCGACACGGUCGCAUUCUGGCGCAGCCUGUGGUCAGAGCCCGUAAACCACAACGAGGGCCCUUGGACGGAAGUUGUGGCGAGUCAGUGUGCGGGUAUUACGCCCAUGGACCCCGUCACCAUAACGCCGGAUGACGUAGCUGAGGCGGUCCGUAGGGCCCCGAACUGGAAAAGUCCGGGACUCGACGGGCUGCAUCACUACUGGCUGAAGGGGUUCGUGGUGUGUCACACUGUGCUCGCCCGACAGUUUCAAGAGGUUCUCAACCAGAAGUCGCUCCCGAGCCUCUUCACUACUGGGAUCACCCAUUUGGUUCCUAAAGGCCAGAGUACCACAGACCCGAGCAAAUACCGCCCCAUCACAUGUCUACCGACCAUAUAUAAGACACUAACAUCCAUUUUGAGCGCGAGAAUCACUCGUCACCUGGACUCAAAUCAGGUGAUGUCGCGCGCUCAAAAUGGAUGUCGGGGGCGGCGGUCGUGGAACCAAGGAACCACUCCUCAUUGA
Molecule: messenger RNA, 1713 nt
Organism: Parnassius apollo (apollo)
Lineage: Eukaryota; Metazoa; Arthropoda; Insecta; Lepidoptera; Papilionidae
Source: the annotation of a GenBank genome assembly